AGCUGUGCUGGGGAAGAAACUUUGCUGAGGUUUUGUCAGCUGCUGCUUUUUCCUUGAGACCACUUGAGGAGCACCUCUACUACGAUGGGGCGGCAAAAGGACGUUCUUGCUACCAUUGAAGAGCACCUGAGGAUCCGAAACAAAUUAGUGCGGCAAGCGCUGGCUGAGUGCCUGGGGACGCUGAUCCUGGUGCUCUUCGGCUGUGGCUCCGUUGCGCAGAUCGUGCUCAGCAGAGGGACUCAUGGAGGUUUCCUGACUGUCAACCUGGCCUUCGGCUUCGCUGUAAUGCUUGGCAUUUUGAUUGCAGGACAGGUAUCAGGUGGACACCUGAACCCYGCUGUCACUUUUGCCAUGUGUUUCUUGGCUCGAGAGCCCUGGAUCAAGCUACCGAUUUAUGCCCUUGCACAAACCCUGGGGGCUUUCCUUGGAGCUGGCAUUGUCUUUGGGCUGUACUAUGAUGCAAUCUGGGCUUUUGGCAGUAAUCAGCUGUACGUGACAGGACAGAAUGGCACUGCUGGUAUCUUUGCCACCUACCCAUCUCAGCAUCUGAAUGUUGUSAAYGGCUUCUUUGACCAGUUCAUUGGCACUGCCUCUCUGAUCGUCUGUGUCUUGGCUAUUGUUGAUCCGUACAACAACCCUGUCCCCACCGGGCUGGAGGCUUUCACAGUYGGCUUUGUUGUCCUCGUUAUUGGAACCUCCAUGGGUUUCAACUCUGGCUAUGCUGUCAACCCUGCCAGGGACUUUGGGCCUCGUCUCUUCACAGCCAUUGCUGGCUGGGGCACUGAAGUGUUCUGGACUGGGAAGCAGUGGUGGUGGGUUCCAGUUGUUGCUCCUUUCCUCGGGGCAAUUGCGGGAGUGAUUGUCUAUCAGCUGAUGAUUGGAUGYCACGAUGAGCCUUCUCCACCUGCCUCUGAGCAAGAAACAGUCAAGCUGGCUAAUGUGAAGCACAAGGAGAGGGUCUGAGRAAGCUGCCACCCAGAUCUGGCAGGUAUUCAUUACUCAGGACUGUAGCUGGCAAAAAGGAGAAGAUAAGAAGAGCUUCAAGAACAACAGGAAGAGUUUUUUUACCUGUCUUGAGAUAUUCUAGUAAUUUUUUUYYUUUUUUUGUAUAUCCCUGACACRUUUGCUUUUGACAUUUCCCUGUGAGCCUUUCUCCAAAUGCAGUAUCAUGUAAUCUUUUCCUAAUAGAAGGGGAUUCAGGACUGUGGGAGUCAGGAGAGAGGUGGGCAUUCCUGUCCAACACGAUCCAGGUGUUCAGGAAUCUGAAGYUCUUUUGAGCUAUGUUGCUGACAAUACCUGUGACCUUUGCAAACUGCUUCCCUUCAAACCUGUGUUCCAAUCUGUAGAAUGGGGAUCAUGCAAAACUUAAAUUGUUUUGCUGGCAUGGAUUGGAAACUCCUGCAUCCUGGAGAAAAUUUGCCUGUGAUUCUACUGUGGAUCAAAUUCUGCUUGAUGUUGCUCUAAAGUCAGUAACUUGACACCAGGGGUUAAUUUGUCUAAAGGAUUUUUAUYGGCCAAACUUGUAUAUCUCCUAUGAAUUCAUAGAUUAUUGUAUCAGUCAGCUGAUCCAUAAUGCUAGUGCUGACAGUAAGAAUGCAUUGGAUUUUCAUUCAAUAUUAAGACAAAAUGUUUACAAAAAAGUGCACCCUGGUGUUAUAAUCAAAAAUUUUACAAUUGCUAGGUCCUAGAWGAUCACAUGUUGGAAAGCCUUAUUCUAGCCAGGGGCUAACCAGGGGCUAACAGAAAGCUUGGCUCCUGAAGCAGCCUUUCUAAUUAAUCAGCUUUGUAUAUAAACUGCAAGCAGCUAAUAGACAAGAUCCACUGGAAACACAGUGUUGCUAAAAUUGCGUGUKUUCAUGUAAAUUUUGCAAUAGUGUUGUUGGGUUUUUUUUUUCUUUUUUUUAGUAGAUUUAUAUAUAAAUAUACUCAUUGAAGCUGUUACUAAAUACCAAAGUUGGGAUGAGUUAAUUUAGAGAUGUGUGGGAACUGCUGAUUCUCUGUCAGCUUUGAGAUWUUGUUGGAUUUUCCUGGGGUGGUCUUGGAUUAUAGCAUUGUGUUUUUUGAAGCACUUCCUUUUCUACCUUGUAGAAUUACUGGGAUAUUCCUGGUACUCAUGGCUGAGGGACUGAGGUCAGGCACCUCCUCAACUAGCAGUACUGGCAUCUCAGGGGAUCUCUGGCUCUCCCAAUGCCAUAUUAAUACAGAGUAUUUAAAAAAAAAAGCUUUAUUGGUUAUGAAAAAAUUUGUAAGUCCCACACACUAGAGAAACUCGUUCAAAGCUUGUUUCUUUAAUUCAUKGAAAUGCAUAACUUUGUACACAUUUCCAGUCACUAAAAAGGAUGUAUUCUUUUUUUUCUUUUUAAAAAAAAUAAAAUGUCAAUACCCACACUGUAAAAUG
Malurus melanocephalus (red-backed fairy wren) is the source of this 2398-nucleotide messenger RNA. It is a transcript of the gene AQP3, whose product is annotated as aquaporin 3 (Gill blood group). Gene Ontology annotation, cellular component: plasma membrane; basolateral plasma membrane. Gene Ontology annotation, biological process: water transport; glycerol transmembrane transport. Bases 85 to 963 code for a protein of 292 amino acids. The transcript is spliced from 6 exons. Gene Ontology annotation, molecular function: water channel activity; urea transmembrane transporter activity; glycerol channel activity. The record is from RefSeq and is a predicted model, not a curated record. Lineage: Eukaryota; Metazoa; Chordata; Aves; Passeriformes; Maluridae.